This is a messenger RNA of Eruca vesicaria subsp. sativa (arugula), 2042 nucleotides long. The record is from the annotation of a GenBank genome assembly. Lineage: Eukaryota; Viridiplantae; Streptophyta; Magnoliopsida; Brassicales; Brassicaceae.
AUUAGAUUCAAUCACUCUCACUAACUCAAACUUCCCCUCCUCCCCUUGUUUACAUCGAAACAUUUCUCCUCGGAGGAAAGAAGAAGGAUCUGCUUCUCUUAUCCAGCAAUGGACGCUUCAAUGAUUACAAAUUGCAAAUCCGUUACCUCCCUUCCCUCUUUGUUCCUGGGGAUGUCGGGAGGUAGUAUUAGAAGCUCCCAGUGUAAUGUCAUGGUGGGACAAACGGUUAGCUUCCCGAGGCAAAAGACUCUGACUUUGAAGGUCAGCCGGAACGUGAAGAGAAGGAGUGGUGGUGGUGGUGGUGCACUUGCUGCUACUUGCAGCAGCGGAGAGAAGAUUCUCGUGGCUAAUAGAGGUGAAAUUGCUGUUCGUGUUAUCCGAACUGCUCAUGAGAUGGGGAUUCCUUGUGUUGCUGUUUACUCCACUAUAGACAAGGAUGCACUCCAUGUGAAGUUGGCUGAUGAAGCUGUUUGUAUUGGUGAAGCUCCUAGCAACCAGUCGUAUUUGUUGAUACCGAAUGUUCUGUCAGCUGCAAUUAGCAGAGGAUGUACAAUGCUCCAUCCUGGAUAUGGAUUCCUUGCAGAGAACGCUCUCUUUGUAGAGAUGUGCAGAGAACACAGGAUCAAUUUUAUUGGACCAAAUCCUGAUAGCAUCCGUGUCAUGGGUGACAAAUCAACUGCCAGGGAGACAAUGAAAAAUGCUGGUGUCCCUACUGUACCAGGGAGUGAUGGACUAUUGCAGAGCACAGAAGAAGGAGUCAGGCUUGCCGAUGAGAUUGGAUACCCUGUAAUGAUCAAGGCAACAGCAGGUGGUGGUGGACGUGGAAUGCGUCUUGCUAAUGAACCGUCAGAGUUUGUGAAACUGUUGCAGCAAGCAAAGAGCGAGGCAGCUGCUGCUUUUGGAAAUGAUGGAGUUUAUCUGGAGAAGUACGUGCAAAAUCCCCGGCAUAUUGAGUUCCAGAUUCUUGCAGAUAAAUUUGGUAAUGUUGUUCACUUUGGCGAGCGUGACUGCAGCAUCCAGAGACGUAACCAAAAGUUGCUGGAAGAAGCACCUUCACCUGCACUGACCCCUGAGUUGCGAAAAGCCAUGGGUGAUGCAGCAGUUGCAGCAGCAGCGUCCAUUGGUUACAUUGGUGUUGGUACGGUGGAAUUUCUUUUGGAUGAGAGAGGUUCCUUCUAUUUCAUGGAAAUGAACACUAGAAUCCAGGUGGAGCACCCUGUGACGGAGAUGAUUUACUCCGUUGAUUUAAUUGAAGAACAGAUUCGUGUUGCAAUGGGAGAGAAGCUGCGUUAUACACAGGAUGAGAUUGUGCUUAGAGGACAUUCGAUUGAAUGUCGUAUUAAUGCAGAAGACCCAUUUAAAGGAUUCAGACCUGGACCUGGAAGAAUAACAUCGUAUCUGCCAUCUGGAGGUCCUUUUGUUAGGAUGGAUAGCCAUGUAUAUCCCGACUAUGUUGUUCCUCCAAGCUAUGAUUCUCUUCUUGGAAAGCUUAUUGUAUGGGCUCCAACGAGGGAAAGGGCAAUUGAGCGGAUGAAACGUGCACUUAAUGACACUAUUAUUACAGGGGUUCCCACCACCAUUGAGUACCACAAGCUUAUCCUUGAAGUUGAGGAUUUCAAAAACGGAAAAGUUGAUACAGCUUUCAUCCCCAAGCAUGAAGAGGAAUUAGCAGAGCCUCAUGAAAUUGUGCCAGUGAAAGAUUUGACAAAUGUAGCUACUUAAGAAUUCAUCAGCUCUUACAUGAAACACAUGGAGAAUCAAUUAUUGCCAAUGCCCGCAAAGUCUUCUUACCUGGUGUCUUCAUCUUUUAGCAAUUCACAUGAUUUCCACAAUAGUUGUGUUUUUUUUUCCCGUUAAGUUUAUGGUAUUUACAGUAUUUCAUUUCAAACCUCCAAAGACCAUUUUAAGUAUUUUCUACACUGCAAUAGUUGAGUUUUUUAUUUUAUUUUGUUGUUACUAGCAUAUAAUGAAUUCAAACUCCAAACUUGAAAUCACUGUACACACACUUUGGUUCUUGUGGUAUUAUGCAAGACAGAGUUAUC